AUGCAUCGUAUCCAACCGAUACCAAAGGAUUUGAAACAUUUGAAGGAGAAAUGUGUCAUACGGCCGAAUGGAAUGACAAAAUUAAUUUUCAAGGAAAACGAGUUGCUCUUGGUUAGUACCGGUUCAAGUACAAUUCAAUGUGUACCUAAAUUACACAGAAACUUUGGUGCUUCACAUUUAUAUGUUUUUCAACGAACAGCACCUUGUGUGACUCCGUUAAAGAAUCGAGCCAUGACUCCAUUCGAAAAGAAACUUUUCGCCACUGUACCAUUAAUUCAAAAAUUCUUUCGAGCUUGUGUCUAUUGGAGACUUGAAUCAACAGUUUUCUCGUUCAUUUAUCGUUGGCCUACCUGUUUCGUUGCGCAAAAACUCGUUAGAGAUAUAUUUCUCCGUCAAGUUAAAGGUCCUGAAUUACGCCAGAAAUUAUCUCCAACAUCUGAUUUCGGUUGUAAACGAAUACUGGUCAGUAAUGAUUGGUAUUCAACAUUACAGCAACCUAAUGUUACACUGGUAACAAAUCGAAUACGUCAAGUGAAACCACAUUCCAUUGUUACUUAUGAUGGAAAUGAAUAUCCAGUUAAUAUAAUCGUGUGGGCGUGGGUGUAAGUGUAGGUGCGAAUGUGGAUGUGGGUGUAGGUGCAUGUGUCAGUGUAUAGGUGUGGGUGUGGAUGUGGGUGUAGGUGCAUGUGUCAGUGUAUAGGUGUGGGUGUGGAUGUAGGUGCGGGUGUGGGUCUAUAGGUGUGGGUGUGGGUGUGUGAGUGUGGAUCUAGCGCGUGAACCACCCGCACCAGAUCCCAGACGUCACACCGACAGCAAUGU
Messenger RNA from Rotaria sp. Silwood2, 819 nucleotides. The record is from the annotation of a GenBank genome assembly. Lineage: Eukaryota; Metazoa; Rotifera; Eurotatoria; Philodinida; Philodinidae.